Penicillium crustosum is the source of this 1107-nucleotide messenger RNA. Its product is annotated as fungal specific transcription factor domain-containing protein. Gene Ontology annotation, cellular component: nucleus. The coding region runs from base 1 to 1107 and encodes 368 amino acids. Lineage: Eukaryota; Fungi; Ascomycota; Eurotiomycetes; Eurotiales; Aspergillaceae. The record is from RefSeq and is a predicted model, not a curated record. Gene Ontology annotation, molecular function: zinc ion binding; DNA binding. Gene Ontology annotation, biological process: DNA-templated transcription. The transcript has a single exon.
AUGCAAUUGAUGGAGCCACGAACGGGACAGGAGAAAGAGAACGAAGUCUCCCAUGAACUUCGAAUCCGAAUCUGGUGGGCGCUUUUUGCAGCGGACAAUUGGUGCUCUUCCAGCUUGGGCUUCCCUCGCCAGAUGAAAGACUGGCCUCGACCGGCUCGGUUACCUAUGGACGAGCACCUGUUUUCCGACAUGGAACCUGAUGAGCCAUUGAAGGACCCGCACAUGGCAUUUCAGAGUCCUGGUUUAUGGGCACAAAUGGCCACGCUCAUCGAAGUGUUCAGCCCGAUUCAGGAACUCAACUGGCGCGCCGCCAACAGCCAUGAACUGCAUCCAGAUAAAAUUGAACAAGACACGAGUCAUCUUGCUCAACUUUUGGAUAACUGGGAAAGUAGACUUCCACGCGAUGUCAAAUUGACGGAGUCAAACCUCAUAGAGCAUAGCAGCCGGGGAACUGGGGGCAUCUUUAUGGGUCUUCAUCUUGGCUUCCACCACUAUGCCACCUUACUUUUCUACCAGUAUCUUGAUACAAGAUCCACGAUGACAAUGCGUGCUCGACAAUUUGCAGCGCGAUGUAAACACCAUGCUCUUAAUUAUAGCACCUGGCUCGCCCGUGGGAGACAACAGCCCGGAUGCGAGGCCGUGUACCCCACCGUCGGCCACAUGGCGAUCGUCUCCUCUUCCGUUCUUCUACACACCCUUCUGUUUGGCGAAGAAAGUGAACUUCCACAGUCACGGCACUGCCUCGAGGCGAAUUUCGAGGCAUUGCUCGAGUUGGAAGAGUACUGGCCUAUUGUCAAAACCAUGGUGAAUAUUCCCUUUCCUGGUGAAGCCAGAUUGCGAUUUCUACUUGUUUCUCCUUGUGAUUCUCUGGCUGAUAACCUCAAGAUUAAUCGAUUGAUGGAGUUUCAGAAUAAUUGCCUGCUCCUCUCUCGUAACCAUCACACACAUCGUCUUGAUCGUUGGAUGGUGCGGUUUUUAUUUGAGUAUGCGUUACCACUCGAAGAGAAAGCCAUUGAUCCACACACGGCCUUGGAAAUGGAGAUUAUCUCCACGCAAGCACAUAUGUUCUCCCAAAAAGGUCGAUUACCCACAUUUGGAACUAGCUAA